Messenger RNA from Cryphonectria parasitica EP155, 4326 nucleotides. RefSeq lists its product as uncharacterized. The record is from RefSeq and is a predicted model, not a curated record. NCBI's taxonomy places the organism in Eukaryota, Fungi, Ascomycota, Sordariomycetes, Diaporthales, Cryphonectriaceae. The transcript has 7 exons. The coding region runs from base 1 to 4326 and encodes 1441 amino acids.
AUGGCUCGCUUCCUUCCCGUCUCGUCGACCCAGCAACUUAUGAGUGAGAUCAAUGCGAUUCACUCGGUCUCAAAAGCCAAACGCCGGAUAUUUCCGAUCUUGCAGAAGAUUCAGAAGUUUGCAGAAAACUUGGGACCUUACAUGAAGGUGGUCGAGCUUGCCAGCCAUUUUGUGACCUUUUUCGAGAAACUUGGCGGCAUCCUCGGGAGACUAGACGACAAGUUGUUGCGUUAUGGGCAGCUGCAUGACAAGUUUAAAGGAGUGCGAAAGGAUGCUUUGAGACUGACGAAUGCGAUGAGCUCCAUAUAUCUACUACUCUUCCAAUUCCUAGCAGCCGUUGCCAGAAUAUUUACCACCAAGGAAGGCAAACGGAAGAGAACGCCGGUUGUGGUCGGCACCCUGAUGUGGAAACCAUUUGAUCUUCAUUUCGAAGAAAUCCUGGAGGGGAUCGGAUUCCACCAGGAGACGAUAAAAGAAGAGAUGGACUUUUUGAUAAUGAAUCACAUCGAGGCCAAGCUAUCACGACAAGAAAAGGAAGCAGAGGCGGCAGGGCGGGGCGUCCGCCACUUCAUCCAGAAGACCUCUGUCGUUCAUACCGAACAAACCAGGAACACUUUCUUGGCCUCGGUUGUCCAAUGGCUAGCGCCUCCGGAUGACUUCAAGGAAAGACUGCAAAGAGCCCAAGAACUACGCAUGGAAGGCACAGCAGAGUGGCUCUUUGAUCAAGACAAAUUCGUUUCAUGGCGAGCGCUCAACUACUCAGCCACCCACGAUAGUGAUAUGUCCUCUCAAGGCGCUCCGUCGAUCCUGUGGGUGAACGCUGCAUCUACAAUGGACGAACUUUCCCGCCAAGAGAUGGCAGGCGACAGCGCUCUUACAGUCUGCUACUACUUCUUCAGCCAGAGCCUUGCACGGUGGAAUACUUCCUCCGACGCCUUGAGAGCCAUCGCCCUGCAGAUUCUGCACAAGUUUCAUAGCGAGGAGAUGAUCUACAACGCUUUUUCUUUCGCACUUGCAGACUACCCUGUACAGACAAGAGCUACGGAGCAGGAGUUGUACGAUCUCCUGACCUACUGCCUGCCCCAUCUGCCGACGUUAUUUUGUGUUCUCGACGGUCUCGAUGAGGCAUCUGAUGGUAAAGCACUAGUUCGCAGUCUCUGGAAGUUACGACAGCAGUUCCCAACAAGUUUGAAAGUGAUCUUCUUCAGCCGGCCCGAAGUACGAUAUCUGCAUCAUCUAUAUGUGCCUGAUGUCAAUAUAAAAUUUGACAGCGGUACAUCAUCUGCCGACAUUGGGCUUUACAUCCGAGGUCAGGUCGAGGAUAUGGUUCAGGCUAGGCUUUUGCCACUAUCAUGCAACGUUCGAGAGGUCGUCCGAAAUCUUGUAAAUCGCUCAGAGGGCAUGUUCCUGUGGGCGAGACUGAUGGUGACUUACCUGAACUCACCAGCACUUACAAGAAAGGAGCGUUUGGACACGAUGAUGGACUGUACGCCGGACGGGCUCGAAAGCAUGUAUAGACGGAUACACACCAGAAUCGUUAAGCAAGACAGCCCAAGCAAAGACUUAGCAAGUCGUGCUUUCAGUUGGGUCGCGUAUGGCAGCCCUGAGGUGGGCUACUCCGACAAAGCGCUCCAAGAAGCCCUUUAUGAUAAUGGAUGGGAUGGCUCGAGUACAGACUUCGACCAUGUUAUCUCCAGCUCGUGUUGUAGCUUGUUGGAGAAGGAUGCCAAUGCUCGCUAUCGAUUCAUCCACCUGUCGGCUCUCGAAUACGUGCAAGCUGCCACUGAAGAAAUCACGACCGACAGAGUCAGCCUCUCACCACUCAUCUUGAGCAAAGAAGUCGCUAUAUGUGGGAUCCUCCAACGCUAUCUCAGGUACCUGAUGAAGGAACUGCCGACCCAGCCACUGUCCGGAGGAAUAGGAGCAGACAUAGACCUAGGGCUUUUGAGACAACAGCAUCCACUUCUCAAGUAUGCUGCGCCAAACUGGCUACCAUUGACACUCUGGAUUUUCCAUGCCAAGAUGCAGAAUUCAGCCUUUCCACCUGACGAGAGCAUCAAGAUCGAGGAGACGGUCCAGCAGUACCUCGAGUCUCGUUUAUCAAUCAACGUGUGGAUUGAGGCGAUCUACAGAAUCAACGGCCGUGACGUAUCGACAUUCGUCUCGGACGCGAAAUCCUGGAUGUUGCGAGCGACCCGAGAAAGUCAUAGGCCGGUUGUGGCUGACCUUGAAGAAUUUGUCAACGACCUCCAUACUUUGGACACAUCUUGGGGGGAGAGCUUGUCAAGGAGUCCAUCUGCCAUAUGGGAUGAUGUCACUGAAUUCAACCCAAGCCGUUUCUGGGUGUCAACCACGGCUCUGUCGAAAGAGAGCUUGCUUCCCUCUCUCGGAGAUGCCGACCAUCAUGAGUACCUGCAGCACAACACCAAGCCGACCUUCUCGAUAUCCAUGAGCUCUAAUGAUGGGAGCCGAUUGUUAGUCUUGGGAAUAUAUCCUCCCAGGAACUUUUGUGAUGUCUGGAAUGGCCGAUCAUCACUCGCAAGCUCGACACGCAGAUCUAGCGCAAACCUUGCAUCCGAUACAGAUCAUUUCCAGCUCUUAUCAAUUGGGUGGGUUGCCCGUAUUGAAGUGUUUUCUCUGUCAAGCUCGAGUUCACAUAUCAUUACACAAGUGGAGAUCAAGCUCAAUCCACAGGAUAUACGAGUGUGCCUCGAAAAUACUCUCAGGGUUCGAGGACCAGGGUUCGAAAAGGAAUCGUCGACUCCGAAAAUGACAGGUGUAAUCACUGAGUACGAUGCCACGUGGUCAGGGUGCCCGAUCGAACAGUCUUCCUGGGACGCCUCGGAUGUCCUGAACAGUUUCAAAACGGCCCCAGUACCGCAGAUUCCGGACCGGCAGGCUGAUUUGACUGAUGCCGCCGGCUCGGUCGACUGGGCGUACCUCUCCCAGCGUGCGAGACCCGAGACAAGACUCAGGGAAAGAAACUCCGCGAAUAAUGGGGAUGCAAAAGUUCCAGACAGGGCCACUACCCACGGGGUUCAUCUCGUUGCUUGCCCCCCUGACAUGAUCGCUGCCAUUAAAUGGCCUACGGACACUUGCCCUACCGUCCGGGAACUGAACAUGCCGUUGUCAAUAAGUCCGACGCUGGAAACCUUCACCAUACUGAACAGAAUCUACCGUCUGCCUCAGGGGCGGUCCGGGUCUGCGGAACCAGAGCAGCUCGCAAUGGACUUCAGCUCUUGGGUCACGCCGGUCAAGAAGGGAUCUACGAGCAUUUCCAGGAGCUCUUACAGAAUUUACUGGAGUCCAGACGGAAUGUGGCUCGCUUUCGCUGGCGAGAAUGCCCGCUUCGUGGCUCAAAAGGCGGGUCUUGCUCAAGAUACAGUGGUGAACUUCUCUGGCAUCGCUAUCUUCUCAGCCAAGAAUAUUCACGAGCGGUCAUGUCUCGAGGUCUUAAAUGCAACUACCUACGUUCCGGUCGCAGGAUCUCUCUCGUUUCACCCCUCCCAGCCAUUACUGCUGGUGCCCAGCGGCCAGUAUAUAUGGAAGCUUCCAGACGGCCGCCCUGAGAAGUUUGACUUGGCCAACGGUGGUAACUUUGGUAAUUGCCACAAGGUCACAUUCUCUCACUGCGGUAGAUUUGUUGCCAUACAUCGCUCAGGGCGUGACUGGCCUCAGCUAGUCCCUGUCCCGGCUUACUACCUUGAAACAACACAAAGCUCGAAGGAGGUUGGGACGGACGUCCUGCCGAGUUCUCGUGAUGAUCACUGCGUGUCGGCUGCCAAGGACAGUUCUAACCUGUCUACAAGGCUAGUGAUUGAUCAGAUCGUGCCGGUGUUACGAUCAUCCGAAUCAACUUCUCUACAGAUGUCUGACGAUAUCAUGAUGACCCUGCACACCAAGGCAGGUACCGGGGGCUCACAGUUCGAGCUCGCCGCGCAAGACAGCAGGGACGACUCCGGACUCUUUAAGAUACCUCUACUUCAAGUACCAGACGACUUGCCUGUGACCAACAUGAGUAUAUCGAUGCACAAACCCGCCAGCGAAAGGUCAGAGGACAAGAUCUCGAUCGUAUUGAACUCCACUCACGAGGGGCAGUACAAGAGCAAUGAACCGACCUUGGCAAAUCAUUUGCCCUUGGUCAUUCGCAAAGACCAGAGAGCGCUUUAUCUUAAAGACAAGCAGGGAGGACUGGUAGGGUCUCGUGAUACCGUUGGGUUUGCGCGCCUCCAUGGAGCGCUGGAUGUUGACGACGACGCGACCACAGAGCCGGGCUCAAAGCGGCGGAAGACUGAGACACAACCUUCUAGAAGCUCAUGCUCGUGA